Molecule: messenger RNA, 1227 nt
Organism: Metschnikowia bicuspidata var. bicuspidata NRRL YB-4993
Lineage: Eukaryota; Fungi; Ascomycota; Pichiomycetes; Serinales; Metschnikowiaceae
Exons: 2
Coding region: 320-1099 (259 amino acids)
Source: RefSeq, a predicted model, not a curated record
UGCCAAAAAAAAGAAACGACCGUCCUUUCUUGAGCGCGCAACGACAUCAUUUUUCGGAGACCAAUAAUUUUUCUCACCGUAGAAUUAGCCCCGCGCGCGGCGGGGUGCACACAGAACUCCCUGGCGCUUGCGUGCAGGUGCGGAGUUUAGAGCCGCAAGAAAAAAACAUUGGGCGAAAAACGGUGAGGCUCAACCUUCAUCAGGGCGCCAUGGAGAGUGAUAUACCCAGAUUGCAUGGAGCCGCACGCAUAUAAACAAUGGGUUUCCAAUCUUUUUGACAGCUGCAGACGGCCAUGAGAAACUUUCGGAAUGCUGCGGCAUGGGGCCAAAUGGCAUGUUUGACGGUGGCCUUGAAGUUCCAGUUUUUUCUGUCUUGAAAGUGCUCGUAACACGAGCCGCGCACCAGGAGGCUAUACAACGGAACACCGCGCCCCACGAAUGUACAGGUUUGUCUUCCGCCCAAGGGGAGCCCCCGUCAGACCAAAAAAAUGGGACUGGGGCCGCAGAAACCACCACACGCCAAACCCCGGGAUUUGAGCCCUUUUUUUCAUUUUUGAAUCCGCCGGAGCGGGGCCGCUCAAUGGCCUUCUGCUGGUGGGCGGUGGCCGUGGCCUGCGGCCGGAAAGCUCGAGUAGCAGGCGCAGUGUGCAGGCGCCGGCACCCGCAUGGGCUGCGGCUCUGCAUUUAUUUCCCUUUUUUCUCAUUUUAUUUUUUCGCCCUGCAAAAUUUCAAUACUUAUAGUCCGUCGCUCCUCCAGUUGCCCGUUCCCAGCGCCCGUUUUCUUUGCUUCCACUUGUCUUGUUUUUUCCUUUCAAUUCGCUCAAUUGCGCUGACCCCAGGCCUGCCAUUGUCUCCCCACCGUGCUUCCCAGGUUCCUAAUCAAAAGGCCGAACUCUGGAUUUGCCCUUUAAUAUCCAAGCAUCAGCAUUCUCGAGUCUUGCCCCAGCCGUCUUUCCCAGCGCAACCGCAGGCCCCCGACCUCCACCCCUUCAGUUCGCCCCCUCUGUUAUCCGCAGCCGCCCAACGGAGCUUUUUUUUUUCUUUUUUCCCCGACUUCUCUCCUCCGGAAGCCAUCCGCACAGUCAAUGAACAACCGUAAGCAAUGACCAGAAAAGACGCAAAAUCACUUUGACCGGCAAGGCCCGCUCCGUGCCGGAGAAAACCGCCCCCAUAGAUGACCAGAUCGAUCCGGUCGAGAAACUCUUGAGUUUCUCCCACGUGGACAAC